GGAUGACAGCGGCGGUGGAUGGCGGCGGUGGUGGAUGGCGACUCCGCUCAGAUAGUGAUGGCCGAUGUUUUUGCCCUCUCUCAUUGCACGAUGUUUUCCGUUUUUUUUUUCGAAACCUCUCGUCGGCUUUAGAAGCAAUUAAUUAUACUUGAAGGAUAAAAUUGGAAAAGCAAACCCUUUUUAGUCCUACGAAACAUCACUCACGUUUCUAGUCCUAUUUAUGCACAUGAAACUAAUUUUAGUCUUAUAUAGGUCAUUAACUCUUAUGAAUUUUAUCCUUUGUAGAGAUCUUCUCAAAGUUUAAAAUUGAAAAGAAAGUAAAAUGGGCCAGACUACGCACAAAAGUGGUUGAUUAGAAGUUACCACCACCUCGUAAAUAUGUAGCCCAUUAUAAAAGCCGAAUUGUACAAUUUAAAGCCCAAAACUGAAAAUUUUUCUUGUUUACGUGGAUCGCCUCGAUUCACAAACGAAGCGUGGAAUGCGGUCACGUUCCAGUCCUAGAGCUUCUUCCGUAUCAGCGUCCUGGACUGUGUUGAGGGCUUAACUUCUCAUUUCCCGAGCUUCGCAUCCCAGAUCCGCCGACUUCAUUUCCGGUGCCUCUCUCUCCUAUGGCACCUCUAAAGUGCCUUCUUUCACUCCAAAGGACUACUUUAGCUCGGUGUUGCAGUCAGAAGUGGGGCCUACACGUUAGAUUAUCUAGCACCCAAGCUGCAUCAACUGCUAAUACACCACAGCCCCCACCUCCUCCCCCGCCACCCGAAAAGACUCAUUUUGGUGGCCUGAAAGAUGAGAAUCGCAUAUUUACAAACCUUUACGGAUUGCAUGAUCCUUUUCUUAAGGGUGCCAUGAAACGAGGUGAUUGGUACAGAACAAAGGACCUCGUAUUGAAAGGCUCUGACUGGAUUGUCAAUGAGAUGAAAAAAUCAGGACUCCGAGGAAGAGGUGGUGCAGGUUUCCCAUCUGGUCUGAAAUGGUCCUUCAUGCCAAAGACUUCUGAUGGACGUCCUUCGUAUCUUGUGGUCAAUGCUGAUGAGAGUGAACCUGGUACUUGUAAAGAUAGAGAAAUAAUGCGGCAUGAUCCACACAAAUUGUUGGAAGGCUGUUUGAUUGCAGGAACGGGAAUGAGAGCUAGUGCUGCUUAUAUUUACAUAAGAGGUGAGUAUGUGAAUGAAAGAAAGAACCUCGAGAGGGCUAGGGAAGAGGCUUAUAAGGCUGGGCUUUUAGGGAAAAAUGCUUGUGGAUCUGGUUAUGAUUUUGACGUCCAUAUUCAUUUCGGCGCCGGUGCUUAUAUAUGUGGUGAAGAGACGGCUCUUAUAGAGAGCCUUGAGGGGAAACAAGGCAAACCUAGGCUGAAGCCUCCUUUUCCGGCGAAUGCAGGUCUCUAUGGCUGCCCAACUACAGUUACAAAUGUGGAGACGGUAGCUGUUUCACCAACCAUCUUAAGGCGCGGACCGGAGUGGUUUGCUAGCUUCGGGAGGAAAAAUAAUUCUGGGACAAAGUUAUUUUGCAUCUCAGGUCAUGUGAACAAGCCCUGCACGGUUGAAGAGGAAAUGAGUAUUCCAUUGAAGGAACUAAUUGAGAGGCACUGUGGUGGUGUUCGUGGUGGAUGGGACAAUUUACUUGCUAUCAUACCAGGAGGUUCAUCAGUCCCAUUAAUCCCAAAGAACAUAUGUGAGGAUGUUCUUAUGGACUUUGAUGCGCUCAAGGCUGUUCAGUCGGGUCUGGGCACUGCUGCUGUGAUUGUGAUGGAUAAGUCAACUGAUAUUGUGGAUGCUAUUGCGAGGCUAUCCUACUUCUAUAAGCAUGAGAGUUGUGGCCAAUGUACUCCUUGCAGAGAAGGCACACCAUGGCUUUGGAUGCUCAUGGAAAGAAUGAAGGUUGGAAAUGCAAAGCUGGAGGAGAUUGACAUGCUUCAUGAGGUGACCAAGCAAAUCGAAGGACAUACAAUUUGUGCAUUAGGCGAUGCUGCUGCCUGGCCAGUUCAAGGCCUUAUCAGGCACUUCAGACCAGAGCUCGAAAGGAGGAUCAGGGAGCGGGCAGAUAGGGAGCUACUGCUGGCUGCUGCAUCGUAACUAACUGUUUCGUUAAGGGGAUACACAUUUGUCUGCUCCGAACUACAUAAUAAGAUUUGUGACAGCCCGAGGUUGGAGCUAGUGCUGUCUACCUGACGGGAAGUGUAUUUUGUUGUUGUGGAAGCUGUGUAUAGACACUGACCUCAUCAGUGAAACUAUGGAUUUAAUUCCAUUCUGAUUUUACGGCGGUGUGGAUUAUGUCUCUUGUAAUACCCCCAAGAUGUUGGAGCACAAUUUGGCGCGUUUUAAGGGUUUUUCAUUUAUAAAUAAAGAACCUGCCUUCUGUCUACUCUACUCGUAGUUUAUAACAGUUCAACUCCAAAAUAUUUCAACAGUUUUUCUUUCUGAUUUGUUGUUUCUAUCGUCUUUAGUCAGUGUUUGAAUUCACUUCAUCAAUGCUAAUAUAUGGGCAUUUUCAGAAAUGCUCACUGACUUAAUAUAUCACCAGAUAUUCUCAGAAUCGUAUCAAGGAUUCAAACUUAAUA
This is a messenger RNA of Cuscuta epithymum, 2557 nucleotides long. The record is from the annotation of a GenBank genome assembly. Lineage: Eukaryota; Viridiplantae; Streptophyta; Magnoliopsida; Solanales; Convolvulaceae.